GGGAGUGUUCUGGUAUAAGGUAGCGUGAUAGGGAGCAUGCCUAAAUCCUGAGAUGUGCAAAGACAAGUGCAGCACCUGGCAAGAAAUGACCCUGCAAACCCAGCUCCCUGAAGUGGAAGAAACUUAUGGACAGAAGAAGUGGGAAAAGAGAUCAGUUACCUCUUUCAUCCUCCACAACUCACAGUGUAAGUACAUCCAAAGAAAUGAAGGCAGAACAGUACUACGAAAAGGCAAGCGAUGCAUCUAAUACUUCAGCAAAACCUCCGUCUGGGGUGUCUGAAGAUGCUGGGGUGGCUUGCUCAUGUUUGUCUAUGUAAACCUUUUGCACUUUUGUUCUUAGAGCCAAAUGUAGACCACGUUAUUUUGGGUUGCAAACCACAGACACCCAUAAGCACUGAAAAGAAGCUAAAUGUAGAGAGAACAAUGGGGUUUUUAAUGGGUCUAGGUACCUCCCAUCUUAAAUCCAAGAGUUAAAGUCAAUUCCAGCUGUCUUGGACCAUCCCUUGCUUGUAAAGAGCCUGUAAGUGACUUGUUUAUUCAGAACAUCCCAGCUGUGAUCAUUAAUGGAUGAAAUUUGGUGUUAAACCUUGCUCUAGUCUCUAGAGCACUGGCUCAGUUCUAGGGUACUGGUAUCUUGGGUACUGCUUUAUACCCAUGUUUCUCUUUUUCUGACUGUCUUUUUCAACUGAUGGGGGUGGGAGGUCAUAGCAGUUAAUUUCUUCAUUUUACACUAUUUUACCCUGUUGCCCUUUCUACGAUAGCUGCGAUAUAAUGUUUCAGUAGAGCAAUGCUUUGCAAAUUUGGCUCAAGGAGACAGUGAGCAAACAGCUUUUCAGAGAGCUUCAACUCAGCUGUCAGAAGGGGCAGUUUGGUUUCUGUGCAAGCAAUACUCACAUUCCAAACUGCAUUAGAGAAAAGCCGGUGGGUUUGUAUGCAUUUUUAUUAUCAGUUCCAGAUUAAGAAUCUGAUGCUAAUUUCUUCUUAAAGCCUGUGUUUGCAGUAGAAUUUAUAUUCUGAAACAAGAAAAGGAUUGUGAUGUUUUUCUCACACUAGCUCACUCUUCUUUUUUUUUUUUUCUUUUCUUUUUUUUUUUUUCCCCCUGGCUUUACUCCAAGGACCUUUUCUGCUUGUUUGUUACAUUCUCAAGAUGAAGCACUCGAUGGUUACAGCAGUGCUGGUAGUACUGCUGCAGGUUUCUCAGAGUUUCCCUGCCUUGUACCACCGAGGUUGGUGGAGGCUGUUAAGGGAAGGAGAUAGUUGUGGAAAAUGCAAUUUGGCACUUUGCUCUGAGCCUAAGGACUGUCCAGCUGGGACUGUACUGGAUCGUUGUGGCUGCUGUCCUGAAUGUGGAAAUGUGGAAGGUCAGAUCUGCGACUUGGACCAGGGCAAUCAUUUUUACGGGCAAUGUGGGGACAACCUCGAGUGCAGGUUGGAUGCUGAUGAAGCAAGGUUUGGGGAAGUUCCUGAGCCCCAGUGUGUGUGCAAGUCUCAAGAGAGCAUCUGUGGACCUGAAGGGAAAACCUACGAGAACAUCUGUCAAUUCAACAAGGCUUAUGCUACGAAAAGAAAUAUCAGCAUGAAACAUAAAGGGCCAUGUGAAUCAGCUCCUGUUAUUUCUAUGCCACCUCAGGAUGUCCAGAAUUACACAGGCAAUGAUGUCAUUUUUGGCUGUGAGGUGUCAGCCUACCCUAUGCCACACCUUGAAUGGAAAAAAAAGGGGAAUAAAAUGUUUCUGCCAGGAGAUGAUGCCCACCUCUCAGUACAGGCAAGAGGUGGGCCUCAGAAGUAUGGUGUGACAGGCUGGCUGCAGAUUCAAGGCCUCAAAAAAUCAGAUGAAGGCGUUUACAUCUGCCACACCAAAAAUAAGCAUGGUGCAACAUAUGCCUCUGCGAGAUUGAAAGUCAUUGAUGGAUCAUCUCCUACAUUUGCAUUUUCUGCUGGCAGUAGAAGUGCAAGCUACAGCAUUGAAUAUGGGGACUAUUAUGACCAUUCUGAUGAUGAAGAUGAGGAAGAAUAUGAAUCCGGGGACUAUGAAAAUUGAAACAACUUUGAAUAAUACUUUUUAUAUAUCUGUUGACCAUUACCUUUCACACUCUGUUCUAUUUACUAGUAGUCUCUGUGCCAUAAAUGGCUCCUCUGAUAACGCACAUAUUCACUUGUGUAUCCACCUUCCUGAAAUUCAGCUAUAGCUUAAGUGUAUCAUGCUACUCACCAGAAAAAAGAACAGUUGUAAAUCCAUACAUUUAGACUGUUAAAUAAAACUCUUAAAUGUGCACCUGUCCACUAAGUACACCGAAGGGAUCCAAUUUUAUAUUAAUUUUUUGAAUGUAAAUUAUGUUAUAAUUUCUUUCAUUCUAAUUUGUCUAGCAAAAAUAUCCAUAGUUAAACAAUAUUUUUACUUGUAUCAAUUUCCUCUUUUCUAUAAUGUACUAAGAAGUAUCAAGAGAUUGUUCACAUGGCAACAAACCUAAGUAUGAAGGUUGCAAAACAGUCUUUAAUCUCCUUAGCUGAUGUUUUCUCAUAAGUUUCAGCAAGAUUUUCCUUCUCAUUUGAAAUUUGUCAUGGUUAGUCUCAUCAAGGGUGAAUUAUCUGUCUUUUGGGCAGUUAUUUUGUUUACUUUUUUUUUUAGAUACAUUGAAGCAAUCACAGUCAAAACAAGUAAGUGCCGUUUCACUAGCAAUACUCAAAAAUACCCAGAAAAGAUUUCUUGUGUAUUCAAACAGCUGUGCAUACCUUUUGACUUCCUUUUGUAACAGCUCUUGCGCUACUAACAGCGUCAGCUUCUUCCCACCAGCCUAGGCAACGGUUUAAGAUUUGGGGUUAUUACUUUUACUCUGCACAGCAUCACAUUUGGUGAGAAUUACUGCAGUUUAGAGAAGGCAGUUGUUCUGCGGCUCAGUGCAUGCCCCUCAAACACACAGAGAUCCACACACAGAACCAGUAUUUGUCUUUUGUCUUGGACUGACUGAGACUUGCUCUUGUAUCUGACCCAUGUAUACUAUGUCCAACUAAAAGUGCAUUCAGCAUUGCCACACUUCUGGAAAUGACAGGCAGAAAUGCAGGCAUCAUUUUCUUCCUGAAAACCACCAGAACACAUGCACGUUUUUCAAAUUGUCUCAACCACUUAUCAAUCAACAUGAACCAGACAGCAAAUGACAUGCAAUUCAAAAACACAAGACUUCAAAGUGUAAAGUGAUCACCCUGAAAAAUUUCUCCAAUUUCUUUUAUUAACUAAUUACAUGAGGGCUGGCUCUGAAUUAAUGAGUGACUGAAAAUACAAAACUAUGAAAACCACUUUUGGGAGGCAGUUACACCUGUUGGUUCCCAUUGGCUGAGGGCAGAUGAAUAGCAGUAAAUUACUGAACAACAUUAAUGACUAAGGAAGAAAAAGUUCAGACAACUACAUGUAAACCCUCAGUAUUUGCAGUUGUCUUUAUCUGAUGCACAAACCCAUGUAGUGAUUACUGCACACACAGAUGUAACUCGAAGUUAAAUUAAUGGUGUUAAGGAAGCUUUAAGGGCAGUCUUACUGUAUGCAUAUACAUACUGCGUAGAUUACUUAAUGUAUAUACAGUGCAACACGAAUUCCUCCUUUAAUGUGCUCUUUUGUGCUUUUUUGCCAUUAGGCAGAUUUUUCCUUUCAAUUUGAAUUACAUUAAGAAAUUGGUUAUAGACUGUGUUUGCCCUGAGGUAUUAUUGAUCUUUGCCCUGGUAGCAAACAACCUAAGAAUAAUUUAUUUGGUUUCAGACUUUCUAGAGUAUUGGCAACUUAUGAGUAGAAAGCAUGCCAUUUUAUCAUUGAAAAUAUUAAUUUGUUUCAACCAGGAGUAUGAAACGGUUUCAUAUUUAACUACUGAUUUUGUUGUAUGGGCUCUUCCUAGUGGUAUAACUAGUGGUUAAUAUAUAUUCCUAGUGGCUAGUAACUUUUUUUGCUUAUCCACUAUACAGAAAUGUGAACAUAAAAUUGUCUGGUAGGAAUCACUGAUUAUUUUUUUUAAGGGGGUAUUUUUUAUGGAACUAUUUAAUCUGCAGAAAUAUAUUCAAGAUCAAUUGUGAUCUGCGUUGCAAAUGAAUGAAUUACAUUACUAAACCAACUACUAAAGUGUGGCAAUAUAUACUGGCAUGGACUAGUGUGUGGCACAGAAAAUAAUCUUGAAAUCAUUAGCCAUAGAAAUAAAUUAGAAUUCUUCAGGGCCUUUUGCUGUUGUUAAUGUAAAAUUAAAACCAGAAAGAAUGUUUCAAUAAGAAAAUAUGCAGCAGAACCAUAUCAAACACCAGUCUGCAAGUGUUUGGCCUGAUGGACUAUGUCUAUUUAAACAAAGCUAACCUUCC
Falco peregrinus (peregrine falcon) is the source of this 4332-nucleotide messenger RNA. RefSeq names its product kazal-type serine protease inhibitor domain-containing protein 1-like. The record is from RefSeq and is a predicted model, not a curated record. Gene Ontology annotation, cellular component: extracellular region. The transcript is spliced from 4 exons. Gene Ontology annotation, biological process: regulation of cell growth; regulation of signal transduction. Gene Ontology annotation, molecular function: insulin-like growth factor binding. The coding region runs from base 1148 to 2041 and encodes 297 amino acids. NCBI's taxonomy places the organism in Eukaryota, Metazoa, Chordata, Aves, Falconiformes, Falconidae.